This is a messenger RNA of Lutra lutra (Eurasian river otter), 495 nucleotides long. RefSeq names its product prostate and testis expressed 1 (gene PATE1). The coding region runs from base 1 to 495 and encodes 164 amino acids. The transcript has 5 exons. Lineage: Eukaryota; Metazoa; Chordata; Mammalia; Carnivora; Mustelidae. The record is from RefSeq and is a predicted model, not a curated record.
AUGGACAAGCCCUUGUUUUUGGGACUCUCCAUCCUGCUUGGCUGCAUUAGGAGCCCCAAGAAGAUGAAGGGAAAUGAAAGGAAGGAGGAGAUGCAGAGAUGCCCGGAGGCAGGUGCCAAGGCUUUGGAGGGACAGAAAGAGCCUAGACUGGCCCCAGUACAGUCCAGGAAAUAUUUAUCGAGGAUGCCCAUUAUUCCAGAGAUCGCUUCUCACUUCUGUUCCUGGUUUCUUGGUCCGAUGACAGACCUCGUUCAGUGUAGAAUGUGCCACCUGCAGUUUCCAGGAGAAAGGUGUUCCAGAGGCAGAGGAGUGUGCACUGCUAUAGAAGAUGAGGGUUGCGUGACUGGGAGGAUUUUCAAGAAAGAUGGGACUCUGUGGUUGACCUUCAUGGGUUGCCUGAAAAACUGUGCUAAUGUGGACAAAAUAAAAUGGAGUGUCUACUUGGUGACGUUCAGGUGCUGCAGGGUCUCUGACUUUUGCAAUGAAAACCUGUAG